UUUUAUGUUGGAACUAACAGUUAUAAGGACUAACAAAACCGGUGGCUAUUAAUGAGGCGUUGCUGUGUAACGGCGAAAGAAUAGGGCAUUUGUGGAGGAAGAGGCGAUGAAUUACGCCUAUCGUCUUUUGGAUAAUGUUAAAUACUUCUACAAAACACUCAAUCCAGCAUCACUUUCUGGGGCAAUUGAUUUGAUUGUUGUGGAGCAGCCGGAUGGGUCAUAUUUGUCAACACCGUUUCAUGUAAGAUUCGGAAAAUACGGCGUUUUAAACAGUGACGAAAAAUAUGUGGAUAUAACAGUAAAUGGUGAAGAAAUAGAUUUAAAAAUGAAGUUGGGCGAAAAUGGUGUCGCAUUCUUUACUGAGCCAACUACAGAUGCAGAUGUUCCUGAAUAUCUGGUAACAAGCCCAGUCCCAGGAAGUAGUUCUACUCCAGUUGAUGGGAAGGAUCUUGCCAACAGGAUAGAAAAAAUCCGACGAGAGCUGUCGCGUUCAAGAUAUAAAAGAGCAUUGUCGGAAUGUUCCAGUUCUCGUUCACAUUCUUCGCAUUCACGUGAACAUUCCUGCGAAUUAGACAUUCAUCUCAGAAAAACGCUUCCAUUCAAUGCAUCACUAUUCAGUCAACGUAGGAAUCGAUCGUUACCGAAUCUUACUGAUCUUACUGACGAUCAGCUACAGAAAAAUAGUAAAAGAAUUACUAAAAAUAAGAGGCAGUUGAUGGACUCUCAUUCGUUCGCUGCAGGACGCAGUUUAUCACCUCCAACUUGCACCUUUCGUAGGAAUCAUGCAAAGGCCUCUACCGAAAUAAUGCGUAAAUUAUCAAACUCAACAAAUGAGGAAAGUGAUGUAGACGAUGCAGCAUCAAUAGUUUCCAUUGAUAGUGGAACGGAUCGUCUGAAAGUUCCUGGCUUGGGUAUGAUUUCUGAUGGUGCGUUUUCGGAUUCCGAACUUGACCGGCAUCGAGACACUCUUGAACCACACAAAAAUGAAGUUAUGGUAUGGAAAUGGGGUGAAUUGCCAAGAACACUUGAAGAAACGGAAAAAGCAAAAAAAAAGCAAGGAGAUAUGAAAACUGAGCAGGAAAAGAAAGGAUCAACAUGGGGUGGAUGGUUUUGCUGGUCACGUGCCAAACCAACAGAAGAUCAGGGUGUUUAUUUGGAUGAUCUUGUGCAAAGUGCCAGUGAUCCCAGUAAAAUCGAAAAAUAUCUGGGGAUGUCACCACCUACUGCGUGUCCUUCACCACCCAGUGAUAGUGGGAAUGGUUCCAUUACGGGAUUAAAUUCUCCCCCUAAGGAUAGUGAUAAUGAAGACGAAGCGAACAGUGAGGUACAGCAGCAAGGGCGAACUUCGACACCAACAUCUGACAGCAAGAAGCAUGCGAUUAAUAUAAAUUUAUCGGGUAAUCAGCUUUCUCUUCGGUCUUCCGAUACGCAUGAACCAACCGAAGCACACGGUUGUGAAACAAAAAGAAAUCUUGCUCGAAGCAUAACUCCAUCCAGCGAUAUCUUUCCUAUGAGUGAUGAAGAAGCAGAAAGUGCAGUACCAGCGCUUUCCGGUGCAGAAACUACCAUAGAAUUCCCAAAAUACAUUCGUUCUUUACGACUUUCUAGUGACAAGUUGAAAAAGUUGGGAUUACGCAAAGGAGCCAACGAAGCAAGAUUUUCAAUUACUACAAAGUUUCAGGGUACUACAUGGUGUAGCUGUCAUAUCUAUCUAUAUAAAUGGACUGAACGUUUAGUUAUCUCUGACAUUGAUGGAACCAUAACGAAAAGUGAUGUAUUAGGACAUGUUAUACCAGCUAUUGGUGGUCAGUGGGCUCAUGCUGGAGUCGCAGAAUUGUAUACUAGGAUCAAGGAAAAUGGCUAUCAAUUGGUUUAUUUAUCUUCUCGUGCAAUAGGUCAAAGCUACUCUACGAAGAAGUACUUGCAAAGUGUUGCUCAGAACGCAAAAUUUCUACCUGAUGGACCAUUGUUGUUAUCACCUACAUCCGUGCUUAUGGCUUUCAGAAGAGAAGUGAUAGAUCGCAAACCAGAAGAAUUUAAAAUAGCUGCUUUGACAGAUUUGAAGGAAUGCUUUCCGGUGAAACGUCCAUUCUAUGCUGGUUUUGGAAAUCGCGAAACAGAUGUAGUAAGUUAUCGAGCAGUGGAUAUACCUCCGGAUAGAAUACUGAUUAUUGAUAAACAGGGUCGUGUUAGGCGUGCUGACUCUAUUGGUUUCGAAACAUCAUUUAUGUCAUUGGCAAUGGACAUAGUUGAUUACAUGUUCCCUCCACUUAUCCGUCGGCGAAACGAGCGUCAAAGGUUGAGCGAGCCAAAGAAAAAUUCGUUUCUUUUGGCACCGUCAUUUUACAAAGCUCACAGUUACAGUGAUUUCACUCAUUGGCAGUCAAAAGCGGGGUGUGCCGUUCGUUUGGAUGAUAAUACAUUAGAAAGUUACGAGGCGAAGAGGAAAAGUUUUCAUGGAAAAUACAAGAAGAAAUGA
Molecule: messenger RNA, 2479 nt
Organism: Loa loa (African eye worm)
Lineage: Eukaryota; Metazoa; Nematoda; Chromadorea; Rhabditida; Onchocercidae
Product: lipin 3
Exons: 16
Coding region: 107-2479 (790 amino acids)
Biological process (GO): triglyceride biosynthetic process; positive regulation of transcription by RNA polymerase II; cellular response to insulin stimulus
Cellular component (GO): nucleus
Molecular function (GO): transcription coactivator activity; phosphatidate phosphatase activity
Source: RefSeq, a predicted model, not a curated record